This is a messenger RNA of Staurois parvus, 1083 nucleotides long. Lineage: Eukaryota; Metazoa; Chordata; Amphibia; Anura; Ranidae. The record is from the annotation of a GenBank genome assembly.
AUGCUGAGCUGCCUGGAGUUUAUGUAUCAUGAGCUUGGACUUGUGCGGGAGUUUAACAUGAACCCCAUCACACUGAAACGCUGGCUGUUGUGUAUCCAGGAGAACUACAGAAGCAAUCCAUUUCACAACUUCCGCCAUUGCUUUUGUGUGACCCAGAUGAUGUACGGAAUGAUUCAUCUCUGCCAGUUACAGGAGCGUAUGCCACUUUUACAGUUGGGAGUCCUCAUGACAGCCGCCGUGUGUCACGAUCUCGACCACCCCGGAUACAACAAUACAUACCAGAUCAAUGCCCACACGGAGCUGGCAAUCCGCUAUAAUGAUAUAUCACCCCUAGAGAACCAUCACUGUGCCGUGUCGUUCCAAAUCCUGGCGCAACCAGAAAAUAACAUCUUCUCUAAUGUGUCCCCCGAACUCUUCAAACAGAUCCGACAGGCGAUCAUCCGUCUGAUUCUAGCAACAGACAUGGCAAACCAUGGAGUUAUUCUGGAGUCGUUUAGACAGAUUGUGUCCAACUUUGACUUCUCCAGUGAGGAACACGUGAAAACUUUGCAGAUGAUGCUGAUAAAAUGCUGCGAUAUCUCCAACGAGGUGCGUCCAUCGGAGGUGGCUGAGCCCUGGGUGGACUGUCUGCUGGAAGAGUACUUUCUGCAGAGCGAUCGGGAGAAGUUGGAGGGUCUUCCAGUCACACCAUUUAUGGACCGAGAUACAGUCACGAAACCCAAAGCCCAGAUUGGAUUCAUCAAGUUUGUGUUGCUCCCCAUGUUUGAGACGGUCGUGAAGCUCUUCCCACAGAUAGAGGAGGUGAUGGUGCGCCCUCUGCAGGAAGCCAGGGAUCACUACGAGGAGCUCAAGCAGCUGGAGGAAGCAAUGGCAGAAGUGAGUAUUUCAUUGUAUGAUCAACAUACUUUUUACGUGGAAUGGAAAUGUAGUUCCAUAAGGUUUUAUGUAAAGUACACGCCUCAGGGGAGAAAUAUUGGAGGAGGCUGCACUGCUGAGUUCCUGAAAAUACAAAGUGCCUGGCCUCGGUACUUUGAGUCACAGACCCAGGACACGUAUGCAGCAAAUAAAAGUACAAAGUCGUGA